AUGCAAUCUAAAGACGAUGAGUUUCCAACUCAAAUCUCUGACUCCUCAUUGAGAGAAUUGAAUUCCAGGCUCGUAACCGAAAUUGAUAAGCUUAGGAGAGAGAAGGAUUCACUUAUAAGUAAAAAUACCGAGCUCUUAGCUAGGAUUGUAGAAUUAGAACAAACUAUAAAAGAAGAUGCUGAAAAUACAAAGUUAAGAGACGCUAAACUUAAUACCAGAAUAUUCGAAUUAGAACGAUCAGCAAAAGAAAACGAAGAGCUUAGAAACAGAGUAGUGAAAUUGGAACAAAACCAGUGCAUCGAUACUAAUACUAACUCGUUAAAUUAUGAAACAAAUUCUAACGAUACUUCUAAACAGAUAAUCUCAUGUAACGAGGAGUCUAACACGUCUAGCCACGAAGUGACUGCUUCCGGCAAUUCUGACAUAUACCAUCCCGCAGAAACCAUAUCAUUUGAUUCGCAAAGCGACUUACGUCAUGUGGAAGAGAAAGUAGAAAAUGAAUUUCUGGAUUCAAAACAUAGAGAAACGGUUAGAAAAGAGAUAAUUCAGAACAUUAAGGAGAAGAAGCUUCGGGAUCAAGAGUUACUCUCAACUCCUGAGAAUACUAUCCCUAAGAUUUCAAUAUCACCGAAUAAGAAUGUUUCCAUACCCGAAGCAGAGAAAUCAUUACUUAAUAAAGAUCUAAAUAUUCAAGAUACAAAACUUUCCUCUUCUGAAUCUAAAUCGUCUAUUAUCUCUUCAUCCAAUCAGGAACAAAGUGCUAUUUCUUCCGAAACAAAAAUUCCCUAUAAUCAAAAGGUUGAAAAGGGUUUAAUAUGUGAGUUAUCUAUUGCAAAGCAGGCCCGUAGGGGCGAGUUACACUCAUGGCUUGAAGAGCCUACAUUUAUUAACGAGAAAAGCCUUUCGAAUUCCAUACCUGAUAGACAAAUUCUUGAAAACAUGCUAGAUGGAGAUGACUCAACUCCGGGUUCCGCAUUGCAUUUGGCCCAUUUAUUCGACAAGGCUAAAAAAACUGGCCAGAAAGAAAUUUUACGUUGGUAUUGUUAUAGUGAGGAAUUCGAAAAAAAGGUAAUAGACAUUAGCUUUAAAAACGAACUUAACAAUCAAAUGGCGAGAACACAGAUUUAUAAUGAAAUGGAACCAUUUCUUCCUGGCAUUAAAAGAGAGUAUUUGCGUAAAAAAACUCAAAAGGCUAGAAAUAUUUAUACAUUAUUCAAAGAAAUAGGAAUAGAUAAAAUCAAACAAGUUACGUAUAGUGCUGAUGCCAUUUCUAGUUUAACGGGUGUUCAAAUCCAAAAUAUAAUAAAGCUUUUCUCUGAAAAACCUAAUGUAGAAUUAGUAAACGAGCAAGCUGAAUGUCAAAAAGUGAUCGGCGUGAAGAAUCUUCACGCGCAAACAACCGAACAAUCUUGCUCAAAUGAUAUAUCAGUCACUAAGGUAAAUCUAUCUCCCAUCGAUUUGAAACUCAAGGCGAGUGAAGAAACCAAAAAAGUAUUACCGGAAACUGGGAUAAAUGUAUUACCUUCAGAUACAAAAACCAAUGUUAUUGCUUCACAGCCACAGGCUAAACCACCUGUAUCUCGACCUCCUAUCUCUAUUCUACCCGAUGAUCCAAAAGAGAAACGAAACCAUGUAAUUAAAAUGGUAUUGGAAAAGGUUCCUAAUUUAUCUCUUAACUAUAGUAAUAAAAAUGUCGAUUACUUUACUUGUUUAACAUCAUGUCGUAUAUGCAAUAAAGUUCAUAAAGAGGAAAAUUUAGAAGGUGAAUGGGGCGGUGGUGAAUAUGUCAAUACAAGAACAUAUCGCCUCAGAUGCUGGGGAAAUAAAUAUCAGAAUUCAAUCCAAAUAGUAACCGUGAAAGCAUAG
Molecule: messenger RNA, 1866 nt
Organism: Paraglomus brasilianum
Lineage: Eukaryota; Fungi; Glomeromycota; Glomeromycetes; Paraglomerales; Paraglomeraceae
Source: the annotation of a GenBank genome assembly